This is a messenger RNA of Brugia malayi, 441 nucleotides long. RefSeq lists its product as uncharacterized. NCBI's taxonomy places the organism in Eukaryota, Metazoa, Nematoda, Chromadorea, Rhabditida, Onchocercidae. The record is from RefSeq and is a predicted model, not a curated record. The transcript is spliced from 3 exons. Bases 1 to 441 code for a protein of 146 amino acids.
AUGGAGAAUGCAGUUACAGAAGUGACUGUUGUUAGUGGCGUGUCGGAGAGCAAAUCUCUAAAGAAUUUUGAAACAUAUUUUGCGAAUUUCAGCCUUACAUCAACGAAAAUUAAACUCUUGAGCGCAUUUGCACUCGGAUCAUUUUUCGGCUGUGCUUUACGAUCCUCAUACCAGCACACUAAAGGUCAACAACUGAGAAACAUUCGGAGUGGAUUUGCACUUGGAGUACGUGCACUCGGUAUCGCCACGAUUUUGUCGGUAUCCGGUGUUGGUUUAUUUAUUGUAUCUGUAUCCGCAGCACUCCAAGUUGAUUCCCCGCAACAGUUUGGCCACAAGAUGGUCAGUUUGUGUGGCAACCGUUUCCGUAUUAACAGAGGAGAAAGUGUUACUACGUUUUCUGAGAUUCUCGAAACGGCAAAUAAUUCCACGGAAGAAAAUUAA